Acytostelium subglobosum LB1 is the source of this 480-nucleotide messenger RNA. RefSeq lists its product as hypothetical. Bases 1 to 480 code for a protein of 159 amino acids. Gene Ontology annotation, molecular function: structural constituent of ribosome; RNA binding. The record is from RefSeq and is a predicted model, not a curated record. NCBI's taxonomy places the organism in Eukaryota, Evosea, Eumycetozoa, Acytosteliales, Acytosteliaceae. The transcript is spliced from 3 exons. Gene Ontology annotation, cellular component: ribosome; cytosolic large ribosomal subunit. Gene Ontology annotation, biological process: translation.
AUGGUCUCUCUUUGUUUGCAAAAGAGGUUAGCCGCCUCCAUCCUCAAGUGUGGAAAGGGUAGAGUUUGGAUUGAUCCAAAUGAAAUCUCCGAGAUCUCCAUGGCCAACUCAAGAGACAACGUUCGCAGUCUCAUCAAGAACGGUUUCAUCAUCCAGGACACGGUAACCGUCUCGGUACCCGUGAGGCUCGUAUGCCAUCCAAGGUUCUCUGGGUCCGCAGAAUCAGAGUCCUCAGAAGGUUGCUCAAGAAGUACCGUGAGGCCAAGAAAGAUCGACAGACACGCCUACCGUGAGCUCUACCUCAAGGCCAAGGGUAACAUCUUCAAGAACAAGCGCACUUUGAUCGAGUACAUCGUCAGAUCCAAGACCGAGAAGCUCAGAGAGAAGCAGAUCAACGACCAGGCUCAGGCUAGACGUUUGAAGAACCGUAACCUCAAGGAGCGUAGAACCACCAAGGCUCUCGCCAAGCAUGUCUACUAA